AGCCACUGUGCCUCAGUCAUGUCCGCUCCCCCGGGCGCGCCGAGUCUGCCCCUACCCAAUGCGCCGCCUGAGCUAAUGGGCACCUUGCCCGGUGCCAUGGGCACCGUGCCCGCGCCCUUCACGCUGCCAGGGACGCUGCCGACGCUGCCAGGGCCUCCGGGGGGCAUGCCGGGCAUGCCGCCGAUGCCGCCGGGCUUGCCGUUCGGCCUGCCGCCGGUGCCGCCAGGCAUGCCCAUGGUGCCGCCACCCCCAGGGGUCGGAGGCCCGGGAGUUCCCAUGAAUCUGCUCAUGGGCAUGCCCUCCAUGCCCGGCAUGAGCAUGCCAAUGCCCGGCAUGCCCAGCAUCCCGGGGCUGUUGCCUAUGGGCCAUUUGCCCCCCUUGCUGGUCGUGAAGCCACAGACGGAGAAGAAGAAGGACCCGCCCAGAAGGAAAGAUGUGUGGCCAGUCUUUGUGGGCAAUAUCUCCUUUGACACUACAGAGGAGGAGGUGCGAGAGCUGUUUGGGGAGAUCGAUGGCAUGGUAUCAUGGAGGCUUUCAGUGCAAAAGGACGGUGUCUCUAGAGGAUUCGGCUUUGCCGAGUUCAAGACUCCGGAAGGUGCUUUGGAGGCCAUCAAGAAGGUAGAUGGCGUCGAAAUCAAAAGUAGGAAGCUUCGACUUCGCUGGGGAGAGAAUGCUCCGACUACUCCCGAAGUGGAUGACUUCCAUCGGGCGCCGGAGCGUUUUAAGACCCGGCCUUGCUACGAGGUCUUCAAGGGAAUGGCGUGCCCCAGGGGCGACUGCCCCUACGCGCACGCGCAGUCAGAGAUCCGUCACCCCCGGGAUGAGGAGAAGGAGAAGCCCGUGGAUCCAAGGGAUCUGGUGGUGAGGGUUCACAUUCCGAUCGAAAAGUUCCAGGGCGACAGUGAGGAGGCCAAGCAGAAGGCAGCCUACACUGGGAUUUUAGGGCCUGGGGCGUCGAACGUCCGGGCCAUCAUGAAGAAGGCGAGCUGCCGCUUGCUGCUGCGGGGCCUGGGCGCCCCGGGCGUGGAGCAGGAGCCGCUGCACCUCAUCGUGAAGCCCAAGGUGGAGGGGGACUUGGUGACCCAGGAGCAGACGGAGAUCGUCCGGCGGGCGGUGGACGACAUCCUGGAGAAUGGGAAGCUCCCGGAUGCGAUCGAGAUAGAGAAAGUCAAGGCGAAGGCUUUGCCAGAGCCAGAAAAGCCGAUCGAAAAGGAGAAGCCGCGGAAGCGGCCCGAGAAGAAGCGCUCGCCGUCUCGCUCGCGGUCACGUUCCCGGCGACGGCAGCCCCGGCGGCGGAAGCGCAGUGAGCCCCGGGAGACUCGGGAGGAGCGAGAAGCUGCCUGGAACAGACCGCCCGCAUGGGAGGCUCCGCCUGGCCACCACCCUGGGCACCCCCCACCUCACUGGGGUUACCCGCCCAGCCCAUACCCGCCUCCCUUGCGGCCGCCGGCGGGUUGGAUGGGCGCGGGCUGAGUUCCCGUUGGAGAGUAUGUGAGAGAUCCA
This is a messenger RNA of Effrenium voratum, 1503 nucleotides long. NCBI's taxonomy places the organism in Eukaryota, Dinophyceae, Suessiales, Symbiodiniaceae. The record is from the annotation of a GenBank genome assembly.